Adineta ricciae is the source of this 2016-nucleotide messenger RNA. The record is from the annotation of a GenBank genome assembly. NCBI's taxonomy places the organism in Eukaryota, Metazoa, Rotifera, Eurotatoria, Adinetida, Adinetidae.
AUGAAUUUCUACGGAAAAUCUUUGGCGAAUAUCACAAAACCAUCUCGACUAUUUUCUACAUUUUGUAUCUCAAAUGAAACAUUGAAACUCAAUUGGUACUCCUCUGUCAUUCCUCUUCUUGAAAAUCUAACGAUGAUUAAUAUCAUCACAGAAAGUACUGGAAUACCCAGUAAUCAUUCAUUAAUUAUCAAGGAUUUAUCAAUUGACCAAUGCAACCCAAUUACUCAACUCACUUCUAUCGUUCCAUCACCAUUGACUCGAACAAAACAAACUUGGUUUCAAUAUCAAUGGCUGUUCAUUUUCCUGAGUAUUUUAUGUUUGGGGAUCGUGUCGGUUAUUUUCUAUCUUUAUGUUACUCGUAAAAAAUCGAUGGUCAUUGAACGGAUGCCGAAUUCAUCCAUAACUUUAUCUCAUCAUUUUUAUGAAGAACCGAUUUCGGUGAUUCUUCAACCAUCGAUUGAUAUUAAUGAAUAUGAUCAUGUCCGAGACAAUUACGCUAGAUCAAGUGAUCAGGGAAGUGUUAUCAAAAUUGUCGUUCCCUCAGCUGCUAAAGCACGUAAAACAAAAUACACUAGUAAAAAUACUCUCAAGCAACAACAAAGACCUAAAAAUCUGUCGAGUCCAAAAGUAGCACCGCAUACACCAUUACAUUCUGCUUCUUCAACAACGAGUGCUUCCAUACAAAAGCUACCUAGAUUCCAGUCAGAUGUUGCGAAAACAGUUUCGCGUUCGCCCGGUGCUGUAGGAUUCAAUCCAAUGAAGAACCUGUCGAACCUUGAUUUAGAUGAAAUCAACAUGUUCGUCCGAGAUAUGUUUAAUAAUCGCAUUGAUUCAGCAGAAAAACCAAGGCAUUAUCGUCCUUCUCGAAUUCCGUUAAUUUGUCCUGACGAUUCUAAUGGUCAUUUAACAGAGUACAUCAAAACACGAAACCAUUGCUUGGAUCUUUUUGAAGAAUAUGUUAACAAUAUCAGACGACAACACGGUCUCGUUCGAAAUGCUGCGUCUGAUCCACCUAUUUUCGAGCCCGGAAUAAGCAUUACGGGCCCACAUAUUAAAAAAGAUACAGCUAUCGUCGAUAAAGAAGAUUCGAAAGUAAUAAAGAAACUAAACGCUACUGAACCGAGAAAAAAAUACGCUUUAAUUCAUGAAAGCAUGGGAAUAUUUAUCAUUGGUGGAUAUAUUUUACACGUUAAUGUUCCCAUUCAAAAAGAACCGACUACAGAUUAUUUGUUCAAAUUUACCGGAGAAACUGUCAAAAUUCCACCUUUAACUCCAUGUCGAGUUCAUUUUGGAGUUUACGCAGAUGCAAAUGGAAUUUAUAUUGCUGGUGGUCAGACAAUAAAUAAUGAAUUACUCGAUGAUAUUCAACGAUUGAAUUUGCAAACAUUAAAAUGGGAACACAUUGUAAAACUAAUGAAUCCAAUCGCUGCAUGUGGUAUGACGCUGGACGAUGGACGAAUUUACCUUGUUGGUGGCUAUGAUAUUGUACAAGGACAAACUGUUCUAUUGUCGGAUUUCACUGUGUAUAAUCUAUCAUCUAAUGAUUUUGAACGAUCGAGUGAUCUUCCAACACCUCGUUGUCGUAGUUUAGUAUUUUCGACAAAUCGUGCUGUUUUCUGCGUGUCAGGCCUAGUCCAAAAGCACAAUGAGAAUGGAAUUAAAAAUAUGCAAAUAUGUCACGAUAUUCUGAGAUGGUCGCUCGAUACACCAACCUGGACGAAAAUCUCUGAAACACCAGUCUUAACUAAAUACCAUGCACUAUCUUUUAAUAAUCCUUACCUCGAAGUAACAAAACGAACUCUCCAUAAGCAAUCUGAUUCAGAUGCUACAACAAACGAAUCAUACUACGAUUUUCGAACGAACGUUUGGACAAACGGCAGAGCGCCAACCCCAACAGAAUCGCCUCCAUCACGCUCAAUCACAACGCCUAAAAAAUCCAAACAAACCUCGAAAUCGAAAACACCCGCCAAAACCCCAUCUAAAACCCGAGUGAAAAAAACACCAUCAAAAAAAUAG